GGACCAGAAAUAAUUGCCGCAAGAAAAUUUCAUUGACGGACAACGGCUUUCAUACGGAGAUCUACGUAGACCAAAGACAAAGUGUGUUUGGCAAAGCAUUGAACUUGAAGUAACGUUAGUUAGUUUUGUUGCAGAAGGAAGUGAUAGUUAGCGGCAAGCCUGUUUCUGUUCACUGCUGUAGUUUUCACUUUCUAGAUCAGUGCCGUGCGUGCAGGCUGUAGCUGCGGGAGUAGGUCUUUGUAGACGUCUACGAGCGUUCCGUAUCGAGUACGGUUUGCAGCGGAGCGUCACCACUUCUCACGUGCCAUGCAAAUGCAUGGGGAGAUUUCGCGAUCUCGCAGUUUAGCUGUUGUCUCAAGCCGUUCUCGCUAGUGCCAGUAGUGCCGCGUGCAGUGGCCAACGACGUUAGUCCAUCGCUGAUCCGCAGCUGCACUUGAGUUGAGGCUAGUCGUCCACGCCUAGCGCCUAGCUGCUGACCGAGCGUGAGCCUGUGUUGGCACUGGUGCAAACUUUGUCUCGACGGCUACAACGGGAGGAGAUUCUCCCAGUCCGUUUUGCGACUCUGUUCCUUCCUGGGCUGAAUACAUCCAGUCUGUCACGAGCUUGGCUCUCGAACUAUCUCUAAUAAUUAUUGUAAUAAUUGUUCACUAUCUGUAGCAGGAUACUUGCUGUAAGGUAUAAGGUAUUGGCCUGAAGCAACGCUGGUGGUAUACUUACCAUAGCAUCAUUUCCCUCAAGCUAAACUCAACUGUCUCGGUUCCGCUCAUUUCAAGGCACUGUGGCCUGUGACAUGCAUCGAAGUUGAUGCAGCGGCAGCAGUAGCAGCAGACCUUGUAUUGCCUAUGACUGCACUAUUCUAGGCUAGCUCUGUCGGAGCAAAACGAGUGCUGCUGUGGUGGUAUUUCUCUCUGAGCUUUGUCGACGUGAAUCUGUUAUCCUGACCUGGGACAGGAGGACGCUCAUUCAUUGUGCUGUAUCGGCACUCCGCUUUGAAGACAUUCGUGUGCUGCUGCCGUUUGGCGAGAGGUUUUGAGCGUGGACACAUCCAGCAUGUGGCGGAUGCUAAGAUAUCACCUUGUCUGCAUCGUGGUAUUGGCUUUUCGCGCAGCAUCUGCCCAAGAUGAUUUUAGAGACGCUGAAAUCGUGCCAAUGGACAGAAGCUCGUCGUGCUCCGACCGAGAUGUGUAUGUAGCAUUUGGGACUUCGACAACGCUCCGUUGCGAUGCCAUCGACCAGUGGAACGAAAAUAUGAUAACUUCAGUUGAAUGGUUUGAUAUUGCCAAUAAGCCUCUGGAGGGGAACAGCUUCAUUCGUAUUAGUAGCAGCAAGCAGUAUGCGACUAUCAGCAGGCUGCAGGAGCGCCAUUCUGGACGUUAUGCUUGUCGCGUUUCUUACUGCAACCACACCGGCAUAGACGAGCAGGGCAAGCCCCGCUGCAUACGCCCCCUCGUCUCUCAGCCCGUGUACACUUGCCUCAAGGUUGCCGUACCGCCGGUUGCUGAAAUUAUCACACGACGCCAUCAUGUGAUGGCGGGCAAAGAGCUGAGGGUGCGCUGCUCUUUCCGUGGAGACGAACCGCUCAAGAUAUCAUUCCGCGUGAAUCGAACAGACGUGGUAUACCCAGUCGAACAGGACGGUACCUUCUUAGUGCCCAAAGUCACCUCGCAGUUUGAGGGCUUGUUGGAGUGCAUCGUUCACAGCAACAUGCUGAACAUAACGGCCGUGGCGUCGACUUCUGUCGUGGUGUAUGAACCCCCGAGAGUCAAGGUAACUCCCAGCCAGAUCAAUGUCUACUCGGGCACGUCAGUCUCAAUAAGCUGUGAAGUGAUGAACCUAGAUCCAGAUAUAAAGCCUGUCACAUUGUCAUUCUCCCAAGCCCCUCCAACCAUGGUGUGCUUUGCUGGCCUUAGCCAGGGUCUCGACUAUACCUCACAGUUUGAUCAGCGGCAGCCAGCUGUUAUUUAUAAAAGGUUUGGUGCCAUUCGUGAACACAAUAAAGGCAUCUACUACUGCAAGGCAGUGACUGGUCGCCUGACAGGAUGCGUACAGGACUAUAGCACAAAGGCAUUCAAAGUCGAUGUUCUCGACCGACCACCCAUAGCGCGGCUGAAGAUUGCGAGCCGUGAUGUCGUCGUGGGCGAGCGCCUUGUCCGUGUUGCCGGCGACAGGAUCCAAGCUGUUCUCACGUGCACUGUCAACGGAGUAGAGUCUGGUCGCACGGUUGAAACCAAGUGGUACCACAACAACACCCUGUUGGUGCCCGGUGGUGAACAGAGUGAAUUUCUGGGCUCGACCAGAAGCGGCGAAACGCUCAUCAUUAGCAAAUUCCAGCCGCGCCUGAAUGGAUUCAUCAGCUGUAGCGUGAAUUACGUUGGCUUCCCCGAGAUCAACGUAACUCGCACCAAUCCGAUUGAGGUGUUCGUUCAAGUUCCGCCGGUUGCCGCUGUGACCCUGACCGGGCACGAGUACGGCAUCGGCGAGCAUUUCAACGCGUCAUGCAGACUGGUCGCCGGUAACGGUGACAGGGUUUUCACGCAAUGGCGCCGCAGGAUAGAGAACAUUACGUACCCAUUGCCGCUGGUGCAGACCAUCAGAGGGAUCAGCAUCCUGAGCCUGGAGAACCUGAACGAGCGUGAUGCCGGAGAGUACAUCUGCGUGGGCACUGACCCAGACCUGCGGGACGAUAGCCGAAAGUCGCACGAACUCGUUGUCAGGCUCAGCGUUCACAAGAAAGCACCAGCUAUUGUGGAGGACUUUGCACCAGACACAGUGCCGGCUAUAGUAACAUCGUCCAGGCCCAUCGUGGAGUCGAGAACUGAUGAGGUUGAGCUGUCGGCCGGUGGCAGCAGUCAAAUUACUAGCGAUCAGACUUACAUCACGAUUGCCAUAGCUGCCUCCAGCGUUGCUAUUAUCAUGGUUGUUGUGGUCCUGGCGCUCAUCUUCUACACCAAGAGAUGGCGUGCACUGAAGCAGAUUGCACUGGAUGAAGUAAGAAACGACACAGAAAGCAGUAAGAGUUCGAGUGACAACCUACCCAACAAUGCCCCACGUCCAACCAGGCUAGUUCUGAAGGACAUGACCAGUAAUCCUAACUACGAAACAGUUCUGGCAGUCACUAGAUCAAGGUCUGACGACUCGGAUGAACAGAAGAAAGACGCUGUGACUCUGGCCUCGCAGCGAGACGACGGUAUUGCAGACUGCUCACGAGAGGCUACUGAUCAAGAAACACCAGCUGCCACUGGCACAACUGCAACAGCUGCUGCUGCUGCUACUCCUGCUGCCACACUGGUCACAAGUAACGGUGCCCCCGGUGGCAAAACGUCGGUGCAGCUCGUCAAAAUGUCAUCCACGGCUACGGUCGCAUCCAACGUCCCCAGCAGUGCCAGCCGCGGCGGCAAUGUCCACCCGGACACGGAGGCGAGCGACAUCGAGUCCGAGUGCUACAGUGAGCCCCUGGACCGCACCAGUCACGCGCGCACCUCAAUCCGCAGCUUUGCCACGGUGAUGCGCGAGGAGGGCAGCCGAACACCGCGCGGUGUGAUACAGCGACGUGUCCAGGCUGCCGGUAGCCAAGACGCCGACACGUACAGUUUGCCACGUGACGCGUGCAUUCAGGUAAUUGAUCCGGACGACGCUGACUACAGUGCACCGGUGGAUAGCCGUCGCCCAUCCAGUAGUGCUAUUGCUGUCGACGAGUACAACUUCCCUGCUGAUGGAAGAUACACGAAUGAUAUGAUGAUCCGCGGUCGUGGGGUGCGGCCGUCAGGAAAGGGCCGCCAUGGCAGCGUACAAUCCAUUCGGCCCAGUUUGGCCGGGUCGAUCCACUCUGGAAUAAACCAACCUGACGAAGGCGAAUUGAGUCGCUCUCCGUCACCAAUUGAUGAGAAGCUGUAUGCUGAGCCCUACGCAGAGCCGCCCAGCAAUGUCGAUGCGAUCUACAACACGUUGAAAAUGAAUCAAAGAUACCGCGACAUCUGCCCUGACAACAUCAAACUGGAGGAUGCCCUGGGAUCUGGUCGGUUUGGCAAUGUGUAUCGCGGAGUAUGGACAGAAUCCAACGUUACACGCAAGGUUGCUGUGAAAUCUCUCAAGGACGGUGUGGACCCGCACGAGCGACUGCUCUUCCUGCAGGAAGCGGCUAUCAUGGGUCAGUUCAGACAUCGCAAUCUGGUGCGUCUGUACGGAGUGGUCACACAGGGUGAAGCGCUUAUGCUGGUUGAAGAACUGAUGUGCUCAGACAAUCUGCGCCAGUACCUCCUGAAGAGAAGGCCAGAUGAGAAUGGAAUUGCAAGCAGCAUGCCGUUGACCCUGCUCAACAUGUGCAAGGGUAUUGCCGACGGCAUGAAUUACCUGGCAAACCGUGGCUUCGUGCACAGGGAUUUGGCAGCUCGCAAUAUCAUGCUGGAUGCUGAUGAAACCUGCAAGAUUGGAGACUUUGGCAUGUCCCGCGGCAUGGAGGCCGAUCACUACGAAAGUUCGGGCGGUGUAAUCCCGGUCAAGUGGAGUGCGCCAGAGGCCAUUGAAUACCGUAGCUUCUCAAGUGCCAGCGACGUCUGGUCCUACGGCAUAGUGCUGCACGAGAUUUGGACGUUUGGCAAGUGUCCGUAUUCCUGGUGGGACAAUGAAGUGGUAAUGCUGAAAAUCAAGGAUGGUUACAGGUUACCGCGACCAGACUUCUGCCCGCCAUUGCUGUACGCGUUGAUGAAGGAUUGCUGGGAAGAGGACAAGAAGGAUAGACCCAGCUUCCAGCAAAUCUUGCAGCGUCUUGAUGGACCUCCCGAAGCGCUACUACGCAUGCCUAAAGCAUUGGCAGUGAACCGCAGGCAGAUAAAGCGCACGGCGGCCAACCGAGUAAGCACGUGUUCAGCGGCGACGGACGGUGACAACUCCGAUUCCAGCAACUCUGCGAAAGCGGACCAAACGUAAGAAAGCGUGUUAGUGGUGCCGAAAGCUGCAGUCGUGCUCCUCGGAUCCACGGCGUGUCUGUGAGGUGUGGCAGUGUGGAGCAAACUUACUGCAGUGUUCUCAGAAUGUUGGUUUUCAAAUGCCAGCCUAUUCCAGGCAAGUUCUGAACCAGUAUGAUGGACCUGUUGCCUGGCAACAACACACUGCUGGAUUGCACUUCAGUGUAACGAGCGACACUCGCCUCUCCUUCUUUCUUCUUGAGAUCAGAUGAUCUGGUUGUGUGAGCAAAGUGCUUUUACUGCCCUAGUCAAAUUUAUUCAACGGCAUUUUCCUUUCUUCUCCAACAACCGUUAUAUUAUUAUUGUCACAUAGAUAAAUCCCAGGAAAACAAUGGACGGGUGAAAUCCGAGAUAUUUGAAAUUUUUUGAUAUAGUACCACUUGUGCGUGCGUGUAUGGCCUUUGCGAUUUCGUUUGAUGGCUUUUUCCAGCAUUGGUAUGUGAUCGAGACAUGUACAUGUGUGUGAUGCCGUCCACAUACUACCCUUCCAUCUUGAUCUCUACUCCUCGCCAAUGGCUCACUCUGCAAUCAUUGUAAUCCCCCAUAGCAGCACAGGCAUGUAUGCCAUUACGUAGGGUAUCCAGUAUGUAGUGUACGGGCACUCAUGUCACACGUAGAGAUAUGCACAGGCACAAUGCACCCAUUGCUCGCUGAGGGCACGCCGUUGUUUCCAAUCCUGCUUCUAGUAUCCGCUGUAAUCGUUAGACGCUUCGCGAUGUUGUGAGCCAAGUAAGAGUGCAAGUGUUCCUCAAACCGUGUUUCUCACUCACGUGCUUCUUAAUUCUUAUCUCCAUAGCUGUGUAUUCAGAGAACAUCAACUUGAGUCCAUAAGAAAAGAACAUACUUAUAAUAUCUACAACAAAUUCCAAACUUA
Molecule: messenger RNA, 5838 nt
Organism: Sycon ciliatum
Lineage: Eukaryota; Metazoa; Porifera; Calcarea; Leucosolenida; Sycettidae
Exons: 24
Coding region: 1051-4926 (1291 amino acids)
Biological process (GO): positive regulation of kinase activity; multicellular organism development; cell surface receptor protein tyrosine kinase signaling pathway
Cellular component (GO): signaling receptor complex; plasma membrane
Molecular function (GO): transmembrane receptor protein tyrosine kinase activity; ATP binding
Source: RefSeq, a predicted model, not a curated record